AUGGAUAGUGGAGACAGGAUUUUGGUGGCCGCGGGGCUCACCGCCGCUGUAGUUGUCGGAGCCUUCGUUCUGUGGGGUCCUGGUGGGGCUCCGAAGGUGCGCAAAAGACGCGGACAGAUCGCUGGCCUGCAGAACCUGGGAAGGACUUGCUUUCUCAAUACAUUGCUGCAGGCACUCGCCGCCUGUCCCACUUUCAUUGAAUGGCUCAAAAAGUAUGCAAAGGCUGAUGGGCACAACAGUAUGAUCACUACAUUGUAUACAGUCAUUGAAGUCGUAAAUGGCACACAUGAAUCUGCCCGUGGCACUCCCGUAUGUCCACUGGGAGUGCUGCAGGCGCUGCGUGCGGCUGGGUGGGUGGUGCCCGCAGACCAGCAAGAUGCACAUGAACUGCUGCAUGUGUUACUGUCCUGCAUCGAGGAAGAGACCAAUAGCAUGUCUAAAAAGCCUGGCUGCCUGUCAGACGCGCUGGGUCUGGGCGGGAGUCGCGCGUGGUCUGCGCUGGCGUCCCCCGCAUCCCCGCCCGCCGCGCCGCACCCGCUGCGCGCUGACUCCACGCCGCCCACUCCGUCCACGCUCUCUAUAAGGCCUGCGUCGGCAGCACCUGCUGAUGAACCAGACCUUAUUGAGCCAGAGCCAAUGAUGGAGCCCCCGCGCCUGACGAAGGGUGUGUCUCGUUCGCUGUGCCACCUGAGCUCGGUGGGGCGGCGCUGGGUGACGCCGGCGGUGGCGCGGCCCCCCCCCGCGCCCCCCUUCCGCGGCACCCUCGCCUCACGCCUGCAGUGCACUGUCUGCUCCCACAAGAGUCCGAUCCGGUACGACAAGUUUGACAGCAUCUCGUUGUCCAUGGCCAACGCAAGUAUUAGUGUCAACGGCGCAUACAGUCUCGCGGGCCUGCUCCGUGCCUUCACUGCGCCGGAGAUGGUGAAGGGCGUGCGCUGCAGCAAGUGUUGCCCCGACCCCGCGCCCUCCGCGCCCCCCGCCGACCCCGCGCACCCCGCCCCCGCCUCGGCGUACACCAAGCACAUACGGACUGUUAGCUUCGGGAAGCUGCCAUACUGCCUGUGCCUGCACAUCGGUCGCGUGGAGUGGCUGGGCGGAGCGCUGAACAAGCGCGGGGAGUUCGUGGCCUUCCCAGAGACACUCAACAUGGCGCCCUACUCCGCCGUGCAGCAGCCCAAGCAAGUGGACCUGCUGUCCCUGGUGGGCGAGGGCCGGCUCCGCGCGGGCCUGUCGGUGCUGUCGGCGGAGGGCGGGGCGGCGGGGGGCGAGGCCGCCGCGCUGUACCGGCUCAGCGCCGCCGUGCUACACGUCGGGGGCCCACGCUCCGGCCACUUCGCCACCUACCGACGCGGGAACGGGUUCGAGGCCAAGAGAUGGUGGUACACAUCGGAUACGCUAGUACACGAGGUGUCCCUGCAGGAGGUGCUCCGAUGCUCUGCCUACAUGUUGUUCUACGAGCGCGUGCGGCCGGAGCCCGGGAUGACUGCCUCGGCCAACUCGCACCACUUCUAG
Molecule: messenger RNA, 1512 nt
Organism: Spodoptera littoralis (African cotton leafworm)
Lineage: Eukaryota; Metazoa; Arthropoda; Insecta; Lepidoptera; Noctuidae
Source: the annotation of a GenBank genome assembly